AUGACCUUGUCCAUCUUCGACAAAUGUAUUUUCUACAUUCCCCCGGGCCAGCGAUACGUAGGUGAUGUCAACGAAGAAUCACAUGUGAACACUCUCAUACAAACUCACAGAGGUUUCUUAAUCCAACAUGAUCAUCCCAAAGUGACCCACAUUUUGGUGAUAAGACGUAACUGGACAGUGGCGGACCUGGAGAUAGUAGUAAGGAGUGAAAUGAUUAGAGGGAGGAGAGUUUUAGAUCUUGAUUGGAUUGUGGAUUGUAUUGCUGCUGGUGUGCUUCUUGGUGAGGAGAAAGAUUGGGGUGGACAUUUGAUACGACCGGGUAACGUCAGCAAGCCCGCUAAUCUACAUCACGGGAUAAAGACAUCUUCUCUUUCUUCCGACUCGAACCCGUCUCUACUAAUCUGUACUCCUCAACUUCCCUUCACUUGCGGAGUGGCUUCUUUCAGCACUGGAGUGAAACCUAGGUUACCAUACAGACCUAAGAAACUCAUGUCCACCGACGGAUCGACCUUUCUACCUCCCCUCCAUUCAUUACUUCUUCAAACGACCACAUCGACGUUGGAUCGUGAAUCUCAAACACGGUGUCCACCAGAUCCGUCUAUCAAAGAACUUAUCGACUCGACGCCCGACACACCCGCCUCACCCCAGUCUACCUCCACACCAUCUUCGGCUGAACAGGUAUCGUCGCAGGAAAACAAGCGCUUGUUCGUAGAUGAAUUUGGCGAUCCUCGCAAGUUUUCAGUACACGGCACGACGUUCGAACGACGUACGUUGACCGCCCUCGUCCAACGGGGAGGAGGGGAUUUGGUCGACGAGGAACAAGCAGAUUACGCUGUGUUCCCGAUCUCUCCCCGUGAGGUGACCCAGUCGAGGGAUACUCCACAAUCCGGGGAUAUGGUCCGGGGUAGUAGGACGAAGGCUGUAUCGCACGAAUGGCUCGAGGUGUGUUUGGAGAAGGGAAAGUUAGUGAGGCCGACGGAUUUCUUACUUCCUUUUGAUCGACUCAGUCUUGGUGGGUCACGUCAGGUAUCGGUGCCGACUGGAAAUGAGCAAAUCUUGAAUAGUCAACAACAUGAAGAAUGCCAGCAAACAUCAGUCAUUGUGUCGUGUGAUAGCGGGGGUCAUCUCACACCACCGGCUACACCCGUAAAAUCAGUGGCAACAGCACUACAUUCUCAUCCUCUCAUACCAGGCAUCAGAAUAACGCCGACGCUCUCCACUUUAUUAACGAACCUCGACAGUGUCAAAAUGACCAAUGUGACAGAAUGCGCAUCGGUUUCAUCCAUCCUUUCGACAACCGAAACAUCAGCUGCAUCCGAUAACGUGACACCUUCAUCAUCUACCAGUGAAACUCGUAGGGAGGAUGUCGGUAUCUUUGUCACUUCUUCUUCGUUGACCCACCGAGCUGAGCAUGAACAUACAUCCCAUCAUCCCGCCGAGAGCAGUUCCUCCUUCACUCCCCUUGAUCCUUCGAAAAGUUCGGAGAAAAGACCAUCUCGUGUCGAUUCACCCACCAAGAAAUUCCGACCAAACGCUCCUAAAUAUCCCUCACUACCGACUAUCUCCAAACGGCGUUUCGUCGAUCUUGAAGUCCUGACAUCGUCUGGAGAUCUCAAUCAAGAUGCUUCCCAGGUGACUCCUCCUACUUGUCCUCAAGCUAUGCGAUCUGUGUCGACUGAACAGGAUAUGAGUGAGGAAUCAACUCAAUCAACAACCCCACCUGUUGUUUCUUCGGAGCCUUUCACUCCUAUCGUACUUCCACCCGUUUCCCUGUCCCUAUCUCGUGACCGUCCCAUGUAUUCUGAUGUUCUUAUGGGUCAAGCUCAAAGUCAAGCCCAAAGUCAUGUGCGCACAGGUUUGGUCGUAGCAGAAGGCCAAUCGGUCCUGGGUCUCGAGCAGGGCCGACCACAGAUUAGUUUCAAGUUACGAGACGAUCCAGUUGACAGUUCAAAUCGUUGGCAGAGCAAGAGGCAAAACGAUAUCGGGUUGAAGGAUGAUAAAGAAGAAGGGUUCCGUCCAGAGAGACAGAAUUUCAUUAUCCCUUCUCAGCCGAGGAUCAAAGAAGGGGACAUAGCUAUUGGAAUCGGUCUCGGUCUCCUCCCUCGUCCAAAGAGCGAGUGA
This is a messenger RNA of Tremella mesenterica DSM 1558, 2121 nucleotides long. RefSeq lists its product as uncharacterized. The coding region runs from base 1 to 2121 and encodes 706 amino acids. The record is from RefSeq and is a predicted model, not a curated record. NCBI's taxonomy places the organism in Eukaryota, Fungi, Basidiomycota, Tremellomycetes, Tremellales, Tremellaceae. The transcript is spliced from 5 exons.